Anthonomus grandis grandis is the source of this 481-nucleotide messenger RNA. RefSeq names its product ejaculatory bulb-specific protein 3-like. The transcript has 2 exons. The record is from RefSeq and is a predicted model, not a curated record. NCBI's taxonomy places the organism in Eukaryota, Metazoa, Arthropoda, Insecta, Coleoptera, Curculionidae. Bases 43 to 435 code for a protein of 130 amino acids.
CUACUCACGCUUCACUAAUACUUACCAAUCAGUUCUUUCAAGAUGAAACAUUCGGCCAUUUUAGUCUUUGUGGGGCUGUGUUGCGUCUGUUAUGGUGGGGCAGUGCCUCAAAAGUACACGACGAAAUACGAUAACGUGGACAUCGACUCGAUUAUAAGGAACGAGAGGCUGCUGAGGAAUUAUAUGGAUUGUAUUAUGGACAGGGGCAGGUGUACCAAGGAGGGAGCCGAGUUAAAAAAAAACAUCCCCGAUGCUUUACAAAACAAUUGCUCAAAAUGUAGCGAGUUCCAAAAGAACGGAACGCGAAAAAUCAUCACUUACAUAGCGAAAAACAAGAAGGAUUGGUUCUUGGAGGUGGAGGCCAAGUACGAUCCCACUCACAUUUUCAGGAAAACUUACCAGGACGAGAUCGACAGAUCCGGAAUUAAAAUAUAGAAUUUUUUCAUGUGCGUAUUAAUAAAUAAAGGCUUUUUCAAUUUAA